This is a messenger RNA of Porites lobata, 4430 nucleotides long. The record is from the annotation of a GenBank genome assembly. NCBI's taxonomy places the organism in Eukaryota, Metazoa, Cnidaria, Anthozoa, Scleractinia, Poritidae.
AUGGAGACCUGGUUUUGGAUUCUUGGCUGGGUUCUUUCGUUUCUUGCCAUCGCUGGAAAUGGAAUAACAAUCUACCUCGUCUGCAGCAGAGGAAAUCUCCGCACCAAAAGCAACGCGUUUAUUGUUUCACUUGCAGUAGCAGAUUUGUGUGUUGGUUUGGGCGUUAUUCCUUCUCUGUUAGCUUGCGACAUUACAAACACCUGCUACUGGCCUAAGAUUUUUCCUUCAUGGAUCGAUGUCAUAAGGUGGCUGUUUAGCUACUCGUCUGUUUUAAACUUGUGUUCUCUGGUGCUCGACCGUUACAUCGCCAUCAUAAAGCCUUUUAAAUACAUAACUUUUAUGACUCGAUCUCGUGUUAUUCAAGUGAUAACUUCCUGUUGGAUAGCGUCAUUUACGCUGGUUGCGCUCAAGACCGCACUUCGACUUUGCUGUGAGACCCCUCUGACCAGUAUCGUUGCAGUUGCGGUUUUAAUGAUUUGCAUGGAAAUCAUUCCUUGUAUUCUGCAGAUACUCUGUUUUGUGUCAAUGUUACUUCAUGUAUGGAAACAUGAUCGGUCAGCACGCACCCUAGCAAAACAGUUACGUUUUAACCAUCGGAUAUCUUUUAAAACCCAUCACGAGAAGUCUGCAGUAAUAAUGAUGGGUAUUGUGAUAGGAGUGUUUGUUGUGUGCUACGGAAUAUAUUUACGUUGUAGUCUAGUAGUUCUGUCAGACACAAAUGCAUCAUGUAAAGAUCAACAAUACAAAAUUCCUGUCUUGAUUUUAAACUCGGCCAUUAACCCACUGUCUUAUGCUUUUUUCAAAAGAGACAUAAAGAAAGAGUUUAGAAGACUUAUCGGUCAGGUGGUUUUUAAGAAAAGUAACCAAGUAGAGCCUUCCACUUCAGUACGUUAGAUCAUUUUUGAAGGACCGAGAUCUUAAUAUUAGUUGGCAGAACUGCUUCUGAUUGCGGAUUGUGUCAGGCAUGGCAGGCGGCAGUUUUGGGGCCGGCAAAUCCCUGACGGUUUGUCUCGAAUCAUAGUUCGGAAGCACUGGUGUUUAAGGAGGGUACAAGAACCAAACGACGAUAAGAAUACAAUCCAGUAUAUGUCAGAUGCUCUCUUGAAACAAUUCCGAGGUUUAUCAAGCCAACGUCCACAAAACUGGUAGACGAAAUUUGUAAAUUAAAACAUUUUUGUUUCAGACCAAGUGACAGUAUUUAUUUUUCCUUACUUUAUUUUCUAAAAUAACUUUUGUAAUCAACUCUAGAUCUGUUAAGUAGUUUCCUAGAAUUUAAACAAACAUAGAGUAAACGUUUUUGUUUUCGUGCAAGAAGAGAAUUAUAGUAUUUUUUUUCCUUUCCCUGCAAACUGAUGGUUAAUUAAGCUCAGUCCAUACCAAGUGUGAAUGAAUUAUUCAAAACUGUCGAGCCCGAUCUGUAUGAUCAUAUUUAUGUAUGUAUUGAUAUCUAUAUACAGGCAACAUGGACAGUUUUUUCAGAUACCCUAUGACGCGGCGAAAAGCUAUCUUUUUCUUCCUACACAAGUUUUAAAGUAGCUUUCAAUUGCCUUAAGUUUAACCGAGAACAGUGGAAGCUUUUGUAAAUAAUUUGUGAUAAUAGUCUUAAUUUGCAGUAUAGUAGCGGAUGUAAUUUGUCUUUGUCAGUCUGAAAUUUGUUUUUCUUGUCUGUUUAAGGUGGCUCGACUGGUUUUUUUUAGGGAUUAUACUUUUCAAGUUUGAGCAUUUACUAUGUCGACAUUAAAAAAGGAAUCGGAAAAAGAUUUACCACGGCUGUAUUGUAUGAAGAUGAAAAUUUGUUAUGAUGUAUGUUUUAUCGACAUUUUCGGAGUUACCGUAAUGAGGCCAUUACGUAUUUUACUUACCUUUGUAUUUCUCGGUAACAGGACUUUUUCUCAGAAAUCGCCUGAGGGAGCUUGUACCUUCCUUCACUGCCUAAAUAGUCUAGUGUCGAAUUCGUCGCGGCCUCUAAAUAGAAGCACUGAAGACUCGUUUAAACAGUGCUAGCCUUGACCUAAGGUAAAUAUAUUCGCAAAUUCCAGUCAGAAGAAGACCCGUGUACAACUGUGUCUAUUGUUUUAAACUCCAAUUCAGGCACCUUCUCGCCCGGUUAUUUGAGAAUAUUUUUCUUUAAAUUUGCAAAUUGUAAAUUGUUAUUUGUUUACCCACGAAACACUUAGGAGUUCAUGAGAACUCGUUGAAACGUGUCCGUGCGUUCCAGAUCGAACUGGAAUUUGGAAGUGUUGGUUUUUAAGGAGAGGGGAAAACCCGAGUAUCCAGAAAGAAACCUCGCGGAGCAACGGAGAGAACCAACAACAAACUCAACCCACAUUUGAAGACGACGCCGGGAUUUGAACCCAGAUCACAUUGUUGGUGGGAGGCGAGUGCUCUCACCACCGCGCCACCCUUGUUCCCCAACUGGCUCGAGGCUAACCCUGUACAAAUAAGUCUCCGGCGCUUUUAUUCAGCGGCCACGACGAAUUAAAACCUAGACUGUUAUGAUUUCUGAAAAAACUCCUGCUACCAAGAAAUACAAAGGCAAGUUAAAAACGAAGUGGCGUCAUUGCGUUGCCAUCGCAACUCCGAUAUCAAUAAAACAUGUGUCAUAACAAAUUUUCAUCUUUAUAUAGUUAAUAACAGCUGUACGUAACAUUUUUCUGAUAUGUUUGUGAAUGCUGAAGUCAAAAUACUCAAACUUAAAGUUCCUUUUCGGCUUGGUUCGACUUGGUGUUUGCUUUUUCACCCACGAGUUUGUGUUGGUCCAUUCGUAAAUAGGGUAUUCAAUUCAAUUCAAUUCAAUUCUUUAUUUCACACUAUAUAAGAUAUUUACAUCAGUGUACGUAGAUAGGAAAAUGAAGUAGCUGAUAAAUAAUAAUUAACUAAAAGACAUUAAGUUCAUUUGUGUACAGUGUCCAAAAUAGCAAGAAAUGCAUUUUUAUUACACCUAUCAAAAUUUGUCAUACUCUUAUUCGCCCCACUCAAACGAACGAAAAGAUUUUUUCUGUAGACUCUUUAAAAUUUGUGGUAAAAGAACUAAGUGUGGGUUGGUUGCAACUUUUGGAUAGGGAGGGAUUUUGGAAGUUUAGUUUAGUAUAGGGUAGAAAAAUUCAGCUGAACCAGGAGUAAAGACUAGGUGUCCCAGUGUCCCAACGGCAAAUUACCACCCGAAAAAUUUCCCCAUGGGGAAACCCUAAAAAGAGUAGAGGAGCAACCUCGUCCCCAGGGCGCUUUUCCCUGGCUUUGGAGGUGGGGCGGGAAAAGGCCCUGGCAUCGGCCGGUCACAUAACCACCAAACAGCCAGAAUUUGUGGGUGUACUUAAAAUAGCUUAUGAUCGCAUACGAUAAACAAAACAUCGAAGAUGGCGGGUAUACCAGAGUUUUUAUCAGUGCUUGGCCGGGUCAGAUUUUUCCUGAGUAACGGUAACUUUCCAUUGCUUAAUUUUAAACCUCUUCAAGUAAAAUGCUUCGAAUCUAUCCUGAAAGGCCAGGAUAUUAUUGAAGUGUCUUACCUACUGGAUCUGGCAAGUCGAUGCUAUUUCACAGUACUGUACCGUUCUCGCCUCGAUAAAGCCGGAACAACUAACGCUGCUCUUGUAAAAGCAACUAAGCACAAAGCCAACGCGGCAACUAAUGAGGUUCGCGUGGAGAACCGAGGCAAUGGGACGAGGUUGGUAGAGGAGAUGUCCACCGCUGGAACGGUACAUUGAAGAACGUUACAUCACAAAAUUUUCGAAAUUAAACGAUAAAGAACAUUUUUACCUUUAUUAGAUUCCAAGAAUUUAUUAAAACAUUUUGUUGCUAUUUUAUCAUCAAAACACGAAGAAACGUUAGGCAUUUAAUAUAUUAUUGUCUUGCUGCAAAGUUUUGUUUUAGCACAGCGCAAGACAAACUAUUAUUUAAUGACAUUAAUUAGCAAAUUAUUACAAAUAAAGACGAAGUAAAGAACAAAUAGAGCGUUUUCGCUCACGUGGCCAGCAACUAUACAAAUUUAUUGGAGCAAAAGAGAGCGUUUACAUAAGAAAAGAGUUCAUGCAGUCAGCUCCCACAGGAUUGGUUGGCACGCCAACAAGGCCGCCGUUUUAUUGUUUUGAAUACCAAUAUGGCAGCCGUGACGUCAUGUGAAAACGCUCCAUACUAACCAGUUGACAUGUGUCCGUGAUAUUUAUGCGAGAUGUUGGUUAUAUUCUACAGUUGAUAAGAACUUCCUCUAACUGUUAAGAAUGGAGACUUGGUUUUGGAUUCUUGGCGGGGUUCUUUCAUUUCUGGCUAUCAUUGGAAAUGGAUUUACAAUCUUCCUCGUCUGUAGCAGAGGAAAUCUCCGCACCAAAAGCAACGCGUUUAUUGUAUCACUUGCAGUAGCAGAUUUCUGUGUUGGUUUGAGUGGUAUUCCUUCUCUGUUUUUGCGACAUUACAAACACCUGCCCUUAGCCUGA